Messenger RNA from Caretta caretta (loggerhead turtle), 2689 nucleotides. RefSeq names its product solute carrier family 26 member 4 (gene SLC26A4). NCBI's taxonomy places the organism in Eukaryota, Metazoa, Chordata, Testudines, Cheloniidae. Gene Ontology annotation, biological process: transmembrane transport. Gene Ontology annotation, cellular component: membrane. The record is from RefSeq and is a predicted model, not a curated record.
GCUCAGGAGGGCGCUCUGGUGCCGGGCUGGGUGGGUGGCGGGCUGCGCGAAGCCCGGCAGGUGGGUCCCCGGGGUGGCCGCGGGCGGCGCUGAUGGUGCUCCGCUCUCUCCCGCGCAGGCAGGGCCAUGGCAGCAGGCGGCCGGCAGGCCGGGCCCAUGCCGGACCUGGGCCGCUACGUGGUGGCCCGGCCCAUAUACAGCGAGCCGGCCUUUGAGGAGGAGAACAAGAAGAGAGCGCACCUGCAGCCGACCCUGCGCGAGCGAGUCCAGGGAGCCUGCAGCUGUUCAAGAAAAAAGGCCUUUCAGAUAACCAAGUCCUUUCUCCCCAUCCUGGAAUGGCUACCUAAGUACAGAGUAAAGGAAUGGAUAGUUAGUGAUAUCAUCUCUGGUGUCAGUACGGGGCUUGUAGCUACUUUACAAGGUUUGGCAUUUGCUUUACUGGUUGCAGUUCCUCUUGGAUAUGGUCUCUACUCUGCGUUUUUUCCCCUCCUGACGUAUUUCUUCUUGGGAACAUCAAGGCACCUCUCAGUUGGACCGUUCCCUGUGGUCAGUUUGAUGGUGGGAUCUGUUGUGCUGAGCAUGGCACCUGAUGACAAGUUCCACAUAAUGAGCAGUAAUGCUACAGGGCUUAACAAAACACUGAUAGACACUGCGUCCCGAGAUGCACAGAGAGUAGUGAUUGCCAGUACCCUCACAUUUCUGGUUGGAAUUAUACAGCUUGUGUUUGGAGCCCUACAGAUUGGUUUCAUUGUGAGGUACCUAGCAGAUCCCCUGGUUGGAGGAUUCACAACUGCAGCUGCUUUUCAAGUUUUUGUUUCACAACUGAAAAUAGUCUUAAAUGUUUCAACCAAAAAUUAUAAUGGGAUCCUUUCCAUAAUAUAUACCCUCAUCGAAAUAUUUCAAAGAAUUGGUACCACCAACAUUGCAGAUCUCAUUGCUGGGCUACUGACCAUUUUUGUGUGUAUGGUAGUUAAAGAAAUAAAUGAUCGAUUCAAACACAAGAUCCCUGUUCCGAUUCCUAUAGAAGUAAUUGUGACAAUAGUAGCCACAGGGAUCUCAUAUGCUGCUGACCUGGAAAAAAAGUACAAUGCAGGCAUUGUUAAAUCCAUUCCUAGAGGGUUUUUGCCUCCUGAGCCUCCAGCUGUCAGUAUGUUUUCAGAAAUGAUAGCAGCCGCAUUUUCCAUUGCUGUGGUCGCUUAUGCUAUUGCUGUGUCUGUGGCAAAAGUCUAUGCAACGAAACAUGACUAUUCUAUUGAUGGAAACCAGGAAUUUAUUGCCUAUGGAAUCAGCAAUGUGUUUGCAGGAGCUUUCUCUUGUUUUGUUGCUACCACCGCUCUGUCACGUACUGCUGUCCAGGAAAGCACUGGUGGGAAAACCCAGGUUGCUAGCAUAAUCUCAGCAGGGAUUGUACUGAUUGCCAUUGUGGCUCUGGGGAAACUGCUAGAGCCCUUACAGAAGUCUGUGUUGGCAGCUGUUGUCAUUGCCAACUUGAAAGGGAUGUUCAUGCAGGUGUUUGAUGUUCCUCGUCUGUGGAGGCAGAAUAAGGCUGAUGCUAUGAUCUGGAUUUUCACAUGUGUGGCAUCCAUCAUUCUGGGUCUUGAUUUGGGAUUACUUGCUGGCCUUGUAUUCGGAUUACUGACAGUUGUGGUGAGAGUUCAGUUUCCCUCCUGGGGUGGCCUUGGGAACGUUCCUGGCACAGACCUCUACAAGAACGUCAAGGACUACAAAAUGGUUGUUGAACCAGAAGGAGUGAAGAUUCUCAGAUUUUCCAGUCCUAUUUUUUAUGCUAAUAUAGAUGGAUUGAAAAGCAGCCUGAAAUCCACUGUGGGGUUUGAUGCAGUUCGCGUGCAUAACAAGAGGCUCAAAGCACUGAGGAUGAUACAGAAACUGAUCAAGAAGGGAAAAUUAAAAGCAACUAAGAAUGGCAUCAGUGAUUCUGGGGCUACCAAUGAAGCUUUUGAGUCUGAUGAAGAUCUUGAUGAUCCUGAAGAUCUUAACAUUCCAACCAAAGAAGUAGAGAUCCACGUGGACUGGAAUUCAGAACUCCCAGUCAAAGUGAAUGUCCCCAGAGUGCCUAUCCACAGUUUAAUUUUUGACUUUGGAGGUGUAUCAUUCUUGGAUGUUGUAGCUGUGAGAACAAUGAAAAUGAUAGUUAAAGAGUUCGAGAGAAUUGAUGUGACUGUAUACAUUGCAUCACAUCAAGACAACAUUAUAACAAAGCUGGAACAAUGUGGCUUCUUUGAUGAUAACAUCAGAAAAGACAUAUUCUUCCUGACUGUCCAUGAUGCUGUGCUUUACAUACAGCAUGAAAUGAUGCACAGAGACAUCCAGGAUCCUAUUUUUGAAAAGAUUUCACUGAUGCAGGAAUCUAAGGAACCAAUAGAUUUUACAGAAACAGGAAAUCUUGAUGAUGAACUUGAUGUUCAGGAGGAGGCCAUGCGCAGACUCGCUUCAUGAAGGAAAACUAUUAUGGAUAUCUUGGACUCCCUGGCAAUAUUCAGGCACCAAUACUAUAUAAGCAUUUUCUGCACUGGGACUUGUCUUUGCACUUGAAGAAAACACUAAUUUCUUUGUCUGAACUCUACAGAGCUCUAUAAAUCUCCAAGUUUUGUCUGUUGACAUGUAAUCCUUAAAAUAGUCAAGUCUGAUCAGAAAAAUUUGUUCAUAGUAUCAAUGUUGGCAAGAUAUG